Messenger RNA from Salmo salar (Atlantic salmon), 4921 nucleotides. The record is from RefSeq and is a predicted model, not a curated record. Lineage: Eukaryota; Metazoa; Chordata; Actinopteri; Salmoniformes; Salmonidae.
CUAGCUGGGUUAUUUUCCAAGUGUGUGAAAAUGUGUCCGAUAUCAUUUGAUACGGUUUAAAGUAGAUUUUGAUAUUGCCAAACACGGACUAUAAACGUGGAACCAACGAUGUUACCAACCACAAUUCCAUAUCCUUUUGUUAUCGGGUCUAGGAAAGUAAGUUAGCUUGUUAGCUAAAGCCUAGCUUACUAACUCGCUAACUUAGCUAGUUUUCAAACAGUUCUGCAUAGAAAGCAAUGAACUAUCUAGUUAAUGUGGGCUCGUGGUGAACGGUCAGUGGAAUGAUGACGGUGAUUUCAGAAUAAUCUGCUAUAAUUCAGUGCGCUAACUACAUCAUUCCUAGGAAGCUAUAGAAGAAUUCAUGAUGGAUGAGGUGAGAUAGAUGGAGGACUAGUACCAUUGAGGACGUUGACCAUUUUGAAGUAAUCAACUGGGUGGGACUUCCUGUGGGUUACGGAAGGAUCUCAUAAUUCCAUCCAGGUCAUCAGAAGGGGUCAGCCAAUUAAUUAUAUUUGUGAGCAAACGUUCCAAAACUGCAGGUGGCAGUGAAUUGCCAACCUUGGCUUUAUAUCUGUUCAAACAACACACUUUAGGUGGCAGUAUGCACCCUUCCAGUUUGUUUACCAACUCAUAGAAGUAGAACAAUAAAAUUGACUACUUCAAAAUGGAGAUAGUAUCAAUGGCGCUGCCCAUGCUCUCAGAGAUGCCAUAAUAGAACAUAUACAAUGGUGCAUCCUCUAUGAAAUGACUGUAGCUAAUGUUAGGUGGUUAAUGCUAAACCAGUCUGGAUGGCGUUGACUAAAGCCUGUCGCAUGCUUUCCAGUCAAAAUAAUGUGAACAUGUAUUAUGAUGAACAUUUGUGAUGUUCAAGCACGCUUUUUCUUUUCUUGAGGCAAGUUGAAAUUUGGUUACUGAAGUCUACGCCCCUUCGUCGGUGAUUGGUCAACAGUAUUACCAAAUCUUUUUUAUAACUAACCCAAGAUCGACCAUAGCCUGUCGUUUCCAAUGGGAGAAAAUGUAUCAUAGUUUUCAGAACAAGCAAAGAAGUGGGCAGAGCCAAACACGAGCUGGAUUCUGCUGACCCAUCCGACCCCCCUCUCUCCUGCUCCACUGAACCCAACCCUACAGAGUCACUGGUUCCUGAACAUAGAGACAUCGACAACUGCAGUGAAAUACCCAGAUUUAACAUUGUAGUCAAAGAGGAGGAAGACUGGGACAUGGAUAAUACUGGAGAGAGUCCUAACUCUAGCUCUAGUGAAGAGGCAUCAGCAGAACAACACCAGGAGAAUCCUACUGCUAACGAGCCUUGGCGAUGCCCCCAAUGUGAAAUGGAGAUUGCUCACCCAUCCAAUAUCAACAGACACCUAAGAACUCACACAAAACCUGCUAAGGAGUCUUCUGUCUGUCCAGUAUGUGGAAAAGACUUUGUUCACCCCUCCAAACUGAAGAGACACCUCCGAACACAUACAGGAGAGAAGCCUUACCAGUGCUCUGUGUGCGGGAAGCGAUUCACACUUAAGCCCCACCUGGAAAGACACCAGAUGACCCACCCUGGAGAGAAGCAGCCAGACGCGACAAAAAAGCACCCGUGCUCCGAUUGUGGAAAGGAAUGUUUCUCUGCAUAUGAACUGAAGAUGCACAUGAGAAGGCACACAGGGGAGAGACCUCACCAGUGCUCCUACUGCAAGAUGAGCUUUGGCUGUAAGGGAACUCUAUCGAGACACGUACGACGCCAUACAGGAGCACCCACACCAAAACCUUACCAAUGCUCACAGUGUGGGAAGAGAUACGAGUCACCAUCGAGGCUCAGGCAGCAUCAGACUAUGCACACUGGAGAGACACCUUACGAGUGCUCUGAUUGCGGGAGGGGUUUCGCUUCGACCGAAGGUCUUCGCAAACAUCAAUGCAGCCAUGCCAGUAACCAUAGCAACCAGUGUACACUGGGAAUUCCAGAUACAGCGUCAUCAGACAGUCAAACUAUGAAUAUCAAGAUCAAAGACGAGGAACAGGAGCUGGCAAUUAAUGUCAAAGAGGAGGAGGAAAUUGGUGUUUUUGUCAACACUGAUAGAGAGAAACCUUACCAGUGUACCACCUGUAAAAAUGCCUUUGUUCACCCUAGCUCUCUAGCAAGACACAAACAAUCCCACACUAGUGUCGCACAGUACAGCUGCUCAGAAUGUGGGAAGGAAUUCAGCCAAUCGUGGACUUUCAAGAUACACAUGCAACAGCACACCGGAGAGAAACUGCACCACUGCUGUCAGUGUGAUAAGAGUUUCUCAGCUUUGUCACUCCUCAGAAGACACCAGCUAGUUCACACUAGGGUGAAACCUUACCCCUGCUCUCUCUGUAGGAAUAGAUUCUCCUCAUCAGCAAACCGAUCCAGUCAAAGACAUCAUGUCCAUGCCAAAAAUGUAGCUGCUUCUUACCUGAACCAAUCUCAUGGACAGGGAUCACAACAGCAGGUGUCUAUUCUAGUACUUGAUGUGAAAGAGAAGGAGGAAGAUCCUGCUUUUGCAGAGAGACCUGACCACUGUUCUGACAGUGAGGAGUGUCCCUCUACAUCAGGAGUAAAAAAACGAUUUAGUGAGAAGGGAAUUCUGAACAAACACCAGAAAGUACACACUGGAGAGAAGCCAUACAGUUGCUAUGUGUGUGGGAAGAGUUUCUCUUUAUCGUCAAGUCUCACAAAACACCAGAAAAUGCACACAGGAGAGAGCCAAGCCACUGGACAGAGAUCACAACAGCAGGUGUCUGUAGCUGUAGAGGAGAAUGAUCUCAGUCUGGUACUCAAUGUUAAAGUAAAAGAAGAAGAGGAGGAAGACCCUGCUUUUGCAGAGAGACAUGACCACUGCUCUGAGAGCGAAGCAAGUCCCUCUACAUCAGGAGAACCUGAACAAAACCAGGAGAAUCACACAGCUAAGAGCGCUCAAUGCUGUUCAGUGUGCGGACAAGACUGCAAAAAGUUAUCAAAACUGCAAAUACAUAUGAGGAUACACACAGGAGAGAAGCCUUACCCCUGCUCUGUGUGUGGAAAAGGUUGGCAAAGGUUAUCAGACCUUCACAAACACACGAGAACACACACUGGUGACAAACCAUACUCCUGCUAUGUGUGUGGGAAGCAAUUCAGUGAGAGGGGCAACCUUAACAAACACCAGAAAAUACACACAGGAGAGAAACCUUACCCCUGCCCUGACUGUGGGAAGAGGUUUGCUCAAACAGGAGCCAUGAAAAUACACCUGCUGAAGCACACAGUACUCCUGAAACACAAGGGGAUGCACACAGAAGAGAAACCUCACUCUUGCUCUAUAUGUGGAAUGACUUUCUCUACAUCGUGGAAUCUCACUAAACACCAGAAAAGACACACAGGAGAAAGGGGUCAUGUCUGUGAUGUCUGUGGGAAAGGGUUCUCUGAAUCCACACACCUGAGGGCCCAUCAGAGGACGCACACUGGAGAGAAACCUUACCAGUGCUCUGACUGUGGGAGGGGCUUCUCACAAUCAGGAAGUCUGAGAAGACAUCAGCAGAUCCACUCCAGAGAGGCUGGCCAGGUCCCUGAUGCUAGCCUGGUCCCUGCUGAUGGUGAUGCUCUUGAUCCACCGACUGACUGUACCUACAACGACCAUGUGUCAAUGUUACCUGAGCACCUCGAGGGCCUCCGUCAGAUACCUGGGAUUAGUGAUGCCUUAGAGGAACUGCAGGUAAAAGAAGAAGUUGGUGGUGGUCUGAUCAAUUCUGAUGGAGAAGAAGUUGGGUUGGAUCAUCAUGGAGAGAAUAACCAGUAGGAGAGUCCGUCUACAUCAGGAGAACCUGAACAACAGCAGGAGUACAACACAGCUAAGAGCUCUCACUGCUGUUCAGUGUGUGGAAGAGAUUGGCAAAACCUUUCAUCACUGGAAAGACACAUGAGAACUCACACAGGAGAUAAGCCGCAGACAGAGCAGGGUUUAUCUCCUGAAUGCGUCCUGAAGUGAUCAUUCAAGGUGGAUGAUUGAGUAAAACUCUUCCCCCCACACAGAGCAGGAGUGGGUUUUCUCUACUGUGUGUAACGUAUGGUGUCUUUUUAAGGCUGAAGUGAAAGCAAAGCUCUUGUCACAGUCGGGGCAGGCAUAAGGUUUCUCUCCAGUGUGCACUUUCUGGUGGUUUCGAAGAUGUAUUUUUUCACGGAACUGCUUCCCACAAACAGAACAACAGUUGUUCUGUCUGUGUGCGUGGGAAGCAGUUCCGUGAAAAAAUACAUCUUCGAAACCACCAGAAAGUGCACACUGGAGAGAAACCUUACGUCUGCUCCAAAUGUGACAAGAGGUUUGGUUUCGCCUCAGCAUUGAGAAGGCACCAGUGGUUCCACACAGAAGAGAAAUCUUAAUCCUGCUCUGUGUGUGGGAAGGGUUUUAUCCUACAAUCACGCAUGAAGGAACACUUCCUGACGCACUCAGGAGAGAAACCCCACUCCUGCUCUGUCUGUGGAAAGAAUUUCAGCCGUCCAGAUCAGUUAAAGGACCAUUAUCUGCAACAUGCAAGGAAACCCCACUACUGUUUUGUGUGUGGGAAAAGCUUUGCCUUGUCUAAACAACUGCUGAAGCAUGAGAAGACUCACACAGGAGAGCGAUCUUACAGUUACUCUGUAUGUGGGAAGAGUUUCAGCGAGAAGGCGUAUCUUGAAGACCACCGGUCAGUGCACACUGGAGAGAAACGAGACCCUUGCCCUGAUUGUGACAAGAAGUGGGAGGUGCUUCGUCCCUGCGUAAACACAGACUGUUGCACAUAGACGGGAAAUCCCACUCCUGCUCUGUGUGUGGGAAGAGUUUUUCUGAAGCACUUUACUUGAAGGAGCAUUUCCGGACACACACUGGAGAGAAACCUUACUCCUGCUCUGUCUGCGAGAAGAGUUUUGCAAGAUCAGCAGGCCUUAAAGUCCACCAAA